GUUGUUACUUUGCGCUAACAACGUCAAAACAGAUACAGCAAUCUUUUGAAGCAGACGACUAUUUUCAAGCAGACGACAAUUUACAAUGAAGAAAACAACACAAAGUGUUGAGCGUCUUCAAGACAUGUUGAAACAUUCAUCCAGAAAGAGGAAGCGUUCCAAAAGCUCGGAUGAGGAAUCGCUACCCCCAGCAAAGCGUCCAAGGAAGAUGGUGGCAGUGGUUCCACUAUUUCCAAGGACGUUUUUACUAAAGGUCAAGAAAUGGCAAGACAGGAAAAGAAAAAUUGAAUUAGGUAUGGCUCUAUACAUAGAGGCACAGUUGAAGAAAAUGGCCGACACAUCAUCUUCGCCACCAGAACCCACAGUUUCAUUAUCAGUUGAAGCAUUAGAGGGAAUUAAGGCAGCCGAGCAGCUUAUUGAAGAAAUCUCGGCCGAGAUCGCCGCUUCUUUUCCAAAGCGUUGUGGAAUCAUCAAGAGGCUGGAGGUCAACAAUGUUGCAGACGACAGUGUCGAGGUCAAGGUCGUUCCAGUAAAGCGCCGUGGCGGAUGGAGGAAAAAGGGAGAGAAGCGAUACUAAAUUGAGUGAUAAAAAGACCAAAAAAAAGAACAUAAAAUGAACAAAAAUGCUUUAAAAAAAAGAACAUAAAAAAGACAAAAAUGCUUAAAGCAAACGUCGUUUGGGGGUUUUAAUAAGAGACAUGGCGUCACUUGUCAGGUUGUCCCUUUCAAAAAUCUUGGAAAAAAAGAAGCAUAUUAAAUAUGAUAAACAAGAUAAACAAGGAGAGGCGGCGUUCAAUGAAAGCAGCCCCCACACGACCCAGCAACAAGGAUCAGCGGCCAGGAGCCCAGGAGGACCCCAAACAAAAACAGGACAGGGCACAAGGCAGGGCACGGACAGGAUAAUCACUUCAACAAUAAGUAAAAGGAAAUAAUAGUUACCAACAAAAUUACAUGAAAAUUGCAGACUUGGUUUGAUUGAAUCUGUACAUGAGGGUAAUGAAAAAGUGCAUAUGAGAUGACGAAUGGUGUUAAUUUAAACUGAAAGCGGGACUUUCAGAAGUAACAGCUGAGAUGACAAUUACCUGAUUUGGUUUUUUAACAUUUGAGUUUUCCAGCCGAAAGAAAACGAAAUAAAAAAUUUAUAGGCUGGUAGAAUUUGUUAACUUUAUAUAUUAUGUCCAC
This is a messenger RNA of Ruditapes philippinarum (Manila clam), 1182 nucleotides long. RefSeq lists its product as uncharacterized. The record is from RefSeq and is a predicted model, not a curated record. NCBI's taxonomy places the organism in Eukaryota, Metazoa, Mollusca, Bivalvia, Venerida, Veneridae. The transcript is spliced from 3 exons. The coding region runs from base 86 to 577 and encodes 163 amino acids.